CCUUCUCUGCGCGGUAUGAUCCGGACCAAACACUUGUUAUCUAAAUCAUAUUUUGUCAGCUGUAUGUAUUAAGCACAUUUUCGGGCACUCUGUAAUGCGAGCUCAACCUCUUAAUAGCUCAACUGCAACAAUAUGAAUGUUUUCUGUGUAUUGGGGCUUAUAUUAUUUAAGGUUUCCCAUAUCUAUAUUGACUGCUUUGUGGGACGGUUGUCGUGUAUAAUCUCAGUUCAACGACUAGAUAUCAUACCUCAAAUGAACGUCAACUCCAAAAUAUAGAAUACGACACUUGGUUUGUUCAUAGUAUUUUAGACUAAAAUGGCCCCGAAGAAAAGCACCAGAGCGAGUACGAGAGCCGCCGACACCAGUACAUUUGACGUCACUCCCAAAGACGACGACAGCCGAGAAGAGGUGGAAGUGAAGAAGCCGAUCCGGGGUAAGAGAUCGGCCUCUGAUAGUUCCGAUAAAAAAACAAAGAGCGUACCCCCAAGCAUCCCUCUCUUCUCCCAUUGGCUGAUGAAGUCGGAGCCCGAGACCCGGUUGGAGUACGGGGUUGACGUAAAGUUCGGGAUUGAGGAUUUGAAGGCUCUUCCCAAUCAGACGGGAUGCUGGGAUGGUGUCCGCAAUUAUCAGGCACGCAACUUCAUGAGGGACAUGAGAGAGGGGCAUGUAGCCUUCUUCUACCACAGCAACUGCAAGGAGCCGGGCAUCGCAGGAGUCAUGGAGGUUGUGAAGGUGGCGUAUGUGGACCACACUCAGUUUGACAAGAAAGACGUGCACUUCGAUGCAUCCAGCAAAGCGGACAACCCCAAAUGGAGCAUGGUUGACGUCCGGUAUCAACGGAUGCUUCAGCGGUUUAUUCCUCUGUCUGAGCUGAAGAAGUACCACCUGAAGCACAGUGCAACUGGGGGCCCCCUGAAGAGCAUGGCUCUGUUCACCAGCGCCAGGCUCUCCGUCCAACCCCUGACCCCUGAGGAGUUUCAGUUUGUCUUGGACUUGGAGACUAAAGAGCCAAUUUGAGAGUUUGGACCCAAACUCAACACUCCAAUAAUGUUUGACCUUGCUUCCUUUUUUGUAAUGAAGUUUUUAUAUUGAACAUGUAUUUGUAGCCAAGCAAAUUUGAAUGUUAUGAUAAAUACAAUCCAAGAGUGUGAAUAAAUAUCUACCUAUUCCUAUUUACUCUAA
This is a messenger RNA of Gadus chalcogrammus (walleye pollock), 1182 nucleotides long. RefSeq names its product thymocyte nuclear protein 1 (gene thyn1). The record is from RefSeq and is a predicted model, not a curated record. Lineage: Eukaryota; Metazoa; Chordata; Actinopteri; Gadiformes; Gadidae. The transcript has 8 exons. Bases 316 to 1017 code for a protein of 233 amino acids. Gene Ontology annotation, cellular component: nucleus.